AAACACUUCAGUGCAGGUGUUUGUGUGUCCGUGUACGGUGCUGUUCCACGCUCUCCCUUAGCAAUAGGUCAUUUGGUGAGCUUUGAAGUGCAUAUCAAUCAAUUGGUCAGCACAUACAGCAAAAAUAGUGUGUUGCUGCUACCUACCCAUGAGAGAGUGUUACCCGUCUGGUCCUCUGGGAUCAUAUACACGCUGAGAAAAAAUAUAUACCUACAGAAAUGUAUUAUGUGAUGUGUUUACGGCAAAGUGAUGUUGUAUGCAUUGAUGGAAGAGUGAUUUGAGUACGACGAGAGUGAAAUAGUGGAAAUUGAAAUACAAAUGUGAUGAUGGUGUGUCGUGAGAGUGUAGGAAGGUUCGCGGAGCCUUUCUUGGUGGUAAUUCAUCCCCAUCUGUCCUCUUGAAAAUUCCUCGUUGAUAUAAAAAAAAAUGGGGUCGGGGAAUGUUGUUGCCGUCUGCGUCCUGGUGGCCGGGAGCGUCUACCAUGCCCUGGCCUACCCGAUAGCUCCUGAAGGGUUAGGCAGGGAGGGUGGCUGGAACAACAGGGACUACAUCCACGCCGUGUUGGGAGUUGCUGCACUCCUCUCCUCCGUCACCACCCUCCUGGCGUGUGUCUGCUGUAAACGCUCGCGAGGCUUUAAGCGCUCGGAUUCAGGACUACAGGAGCUGGGUUCAGUGUCGUCGCGUGUGGAGGGCAGCACCAACACCAUCAACCAUGGCCCCCGGGAGGAGUUCACCAUGUUUCCCCCUGCAGGCAUCUCCCAGCUCUCCCUCUCUACCACACAGAUUAACUUCGAGCCGUUACCUGAUAUACGUCUUCGGCCGGGCACUCAUGACAGAGACCAGAGAAUCACCGACAAGACACUGCCAGCGUCCUUCCCCGGCCAAGGUGCCACUACCCCCGGCGGCCUGCCUACCGACGAGUGGUUUGCUGAACCCCAUCAAAAUUUCCCUCGUAACCAAUUGCAGUACGUCAAGGAGAUUGGUAAAGGAUGGUUUGGUCAGGUUCUGGAAGGCCGAGCUACAGGGAUCUUCAGCGACCACACCAAAGGAGAUUCCCCCACCACCUCUUCCUUGACACCCAACACCUCCCCCCGUGGCCAGACCCCAGUGGCGGUGAAGGUGCUGAGGGAGGACGCCACCCCAACGGAACAGAUGUAUUUCCUGCAAGAGCUGCGACCUUAUCGGGACCUGUCACACCCAAAUGUCCUGAAGGUCUUGGCUCAUUGUCUGGAAACGGAGCCAUUUUUAAUCUUAAUGCAAUUAUGUCCUAAGGGAGAUCUAAAAGAUGUGGUAAAGCACGACAAAGGUCUCACGGAGUCAACGAUAUUGCGUAUGAUUGUUGACGUCUCGGCUGGGCUCAUGCACAUGCACUCACAUGCCUUCAUCCACACGGACCUCGCUGCCAGAAACUGUGUGGUGGACGAGGACAACUCCGUGAAAAUUGGGGACUAUGGUUAUAACAUAGAUUUCUACAAAAACGAGUAUUAUUGUGCAGGAGAGGUGGCCUUACCUUUAAGAUGGUGCGCCCCUGAGACUCUGAAAUGCACCGACACGACCAUAGAGACAAAAGAGGUCACUAAAGCAGCAAAUGUCUGGAGUUUUGGUAUAAUAAUGUGGGAGAUAGCCAGCAGAGGAGAGCUGCCGUACAAGAGCCUCGAUGAUGACCAAGUUAUACAGCAGGUGGUGGUGGACCAGACCUGCCUCCUGGAGUCACCCAAGACCCUGGAGCUUCACUCCGAGAAGAUCUAUAACAUAAUGAAACUGUGCUGGGACCCAGAGUACUCCAGAGCUCCCAUGACCCACAUUCAUUCUUUGUUGAUGCAUCUGUGGGAGAACUCCUCUCUUACCUGCCAAGAUACAUCAACCAUGAAUGACUUUGAGCGACGGUGGGACCAACUCCAGCAGCAACACUGUCGGGAUCACAGUAUAAUGCAUGCAGCCAACACCUCUGACCUCAGAUUUGAAAGUGACUUCAACUUAUCAGUUCAGGGUAAACAUCACUUAGGAGGAGCAAUGUCACCAAGCUUACAAAAUCUUCAUGGCUCAGUAGAGGACCUGGAUGCAAAGAUCGCCGACAAGUUUGGCUCAGCCCUUCCAUCGUGGCUCGGAAUGGAACCUGGACAGCCAAUUGAUAGUUUAACACGGGAGAUAACCGACGCGAUACUCAAGUUGGACGAUUAUUUAGCCGGAGAAAAGUCAGAACCGAGCACCGCACAGGUGUCACCAGAAAAGGGGGGAAUUAACUUUAAAUUUGGUAAAGAUUCAUUUGUCUCGAAUCCUCCGGAAGCAAAGAUUGCCAGAGUGGGUAGACUGUUUGCUGGGGAGGGAAGUGGACAUCCAAGUCUUACCAGAACACUGUCGGACGGGGAGGAUGAAGGCUUUACCAUGAGGCUGGAACAAGGAGAGUUUACUGAGAUGGUCAGACUGAAGAGCCAAAGUGUCCAGGACUUCAUGAAGUUAACAGUGGUAGAUGACGGCAGUGAUUCUGACAACGCCAGUCAGAAGAACUCCUUAGCCUUUGAAUCUCUUACUCAGGAGAAGAAUUUCUCAAGUGAGGGUAAUAUAAGGGAGGCUCUCAGGGACGUUAAGUUUAUGAGUGAACUUGAGAGAUUACAAGCAGAACACAAAUAUUCAAUCAUUACUGAGGCAAGCAGAGAAAAUGCAUCCUCUAUAGAAUACAGAUUACAGGACUUCAACCUAGACCAGCCUUUACAUGAGUCAGAUACACCGGUGCUCUCAGAGGCAGGGUCCACAGAUAAGUUAGCAACCAGCACAGAAUCAGACAACUCAAAUAACUUCCACGAGCGAUACAACAGUGAACGGGAUCCUUUUUUAGGUGAAGUUAUCUCCUCUGACCUUAGAGAGGAGAAAAAAAUGAACGUCUGUAACACCAAAGAGGAAGAUGGGAAUUCCACUGAUUCUGGAGAGAAUUCUGUGGGGUCAAAACCCAUGCUGGCAUCACCCGACUGUGUCGUGUCUUCCCGGGAACCUAAACCGGUCGCUCUUCCCGAUAUCGUGGUCCACGAUUCCGGCGUAAAACUGAGUACGCCGAGCCCUCCACCCGUUGAGAGUCCGGUGAAAAUCAUAAACAGUAAUCAACCAAAGGAAUUUCGUUUUAUAUUUGAAGACCAGAGUGUUUCUCCCUCAACUUGUGGCUCUAAGUUUACAUUCAAUGACGGACAUGACACUCACUCCCAGACGGACUCGGUAGUAUUUAGUGAGAACAUUCGAAACACAGAUGUGAACAGAUCUGACGAGUGUAGAAAUAAUAACAAUGAAGGAAUCGGCUAUCGAAGAAUUAACAAUUUCGACGAGCUCGACUCGCCCCUGGUUAAACAGUCGCUGGAGAAGGGACACGAGGAUGUAAACAAAAUGGGUGAGCUUAACAAGUUCCUCACAUACAUGCAGGAAAAUGGUAAAGAAAGGUUAACCAGCACUCCCUGUAAAAAAGACAUCAUUGAAAACGCCACAAAAACAGAUGAAACGACAAGUGAGGGGAAAUACAAGUCUGUGUCUUUAAAUAAUGAGUCAGGAGUUCCUAUUACAGACCUCGUAGGAGACAAAGAAAUGCCCGUCAAUGGGAUAAACUUAAAAGCCCGCGACUCGGAUACCAAACAGAGGUUAGUAUUUGUCAGUACGAGCAGCAGGACAGAGGACGACGAUAACAGUGUUGAGGAGGAAGAGGAGGACAUGGCACUCAGGGAGGAACACCAAGAGGAAGUCCCAAGCUAUAAGCCUGAGAAGAUCAUCAAAGGGGAAGACAUAGUGAUUGGAGCUUUAGAUGAUUAUUCUCUCGACCUCUAUAGAGCCGUCAAGUCUACCGAGAUUCCUGCGGCGGUCAACGAAGCUCCGGCAAAAGCCUCGUUACCAGCGGAGGGAAAUAAGGAAGCUUAUUUAUAUGAAUUACCUAAAGAAUCUGUUAUAAACAAGAGUAAAGGAAAUGAAAAUGAGGCAAUAGGGAUUGAAGUCGAUCUGGAGCAAUGGGAUAAAUUUCUUGGCAGUACAAUGAACGGAGAGAAAGACGGUUCUGAGACGGUGUUUAGAGAGAGUUUCGAUGAGAACGUCACGGCUGAGGGUAAAGUGGCGAGUGACGUACUAGACAGCAGCUUUGUGAUGGGCGAGAGUGACCCUGAUAAUAAAGUGCCAAUGAAUGAUCUCGACAUGAACCAUUCAAAUUUUAACUUUAAAGACAAACCAGAUUUAAGUACCACAUUUGAACAUAGUACCUGUGAUGAGAUCUGUGAGAUAAUGGCCAAUGACAAGGAUACAGAGUCUGACACAACGGAAAAUCGUCCUCAAGUUAAUGUAAAAAUGUUCUUUGGGUCAGACUCGAGUAUCACAGACGUCGAUACCACCUGUAGUGAUGUUCCCGACAGUGUGAUGAAGACACCAGGAAUACUAAAAAUGAAUUCUCUUAUAAAUAAUUCAAGCAGUCAACAGUCCAAGUCAAGUGAUGAAUCUUAUAUUACAGCAGAGUCGAGGUCUCUUACUCAGGAGCUGCAAACCUCGGGUGAACUCUCAGAGCUUUAUAAAACUACAUUAUCAAAAUAUGACACUGAAGCUACAAUGUCUGUGAGUGAAACCAUCUCUCUUAACUCCACAGGCAACACUCCUCUGAAAGUUAACAGUACCGAGGCAUCGCAAAGUUCUCUCGUUGAUUCUUACAUUAUUGAUAAUACACCGUCAAAUUCCUUCACCUACAAGAGGGAAGCAUCUGUUGACGGCACUAUAGACGACAUCUCUCAGAAAUCUGCCUCGGAAAUCCUGAAGCCUUGUACAGGUAUAUCUGAGGAUGUUUUACAUAAAACAAUUCCCAAAUCGGAAAAUAGGAUCCCCUCUACAAGCGAGACUGUUUCCUCAGGAGCUUUUGUUAAUAAUAGCAGCUUGGGGAGUAAUGCUAAGAACGAGGACUUGACAUCAGAGGCUUCACCCACUGCAGUUGACUCAGGGAUUAGUUUGACAUCACAUAUAUUAAGUCUUGAAAAUAUUCAUUCAUCAUUUCCCGUUGCAUUAAGUACAGAGAAAGACGAUGGACUGGAUGUUAGAAAACAUGAAGUUAUUAUUGUGAAGGAGGAUGAUGAUUUGUCACCAAGUGCAUAUCAGACUAAGUUAAAAUAUGAUGAUUGCUGGAACUCCCAAGAGAGUCAGGAUUCAGCAGUGGGGAACGAUGAAGCAGAGAACGGAGACUUUUGGCAACAGCAAAUGAUGGCUUGGCAAGAGGCAGCCUUCCAGACUCGCCAGCUUCUUCAGCAAGCGGCUGGUGGGAGUGGAACAUCUCUGGCAGGACACAAAGGCUCACAGGAAAACCUGUUAGAGGCAAGUCCCCGAAGUGACAGCUCGUCCACCAAGAGUCCUUACUCGUCUAACGACAUGCUCAGUCUGGACGACGAAGGCACGUACGUCUCUUAUAACACGACGGACGACGAAGAGGUGCUUGGCUACAAGCCGGAGGACAUCAAUGCCUUACGAGCUGAACUCAACCUUAAACUCGGGGGUCUACAAGAGGACAAGGAACAAUUAGAACCCGAGGAACCAGACGAUACAUCCUCGUCAGACAGAGAAAGUGUUACCAUCAACUAUAGAGGCAUUAUGACCACAACACUUUCUCCUAUAAAAGAAGAAAGUUACCUGGAAGAUGAUGACUCUCCCUUAAGAAAGGCCAACAUAAAAGACAGUUGUAACUUAGACUCUAUCCUUGACCAGAGCAUCGAGUUUGAAGAACCUUCUUCGGUGAGAGACGAUACAUUUAUUCUUAAUGAAGCAGUUAAUGAGCAGAUUGUUAGUAAAGAAGAACCAGGAUUAAUUACAUUUUCUUUGGAAGAUGAUGAACAGGACAAAAGGUUAGCGAAUGAACACUCCACUGAAGAGAGUAAAUCUACAAAUGGCCUCAAUAUUGCCGAUGAAGCACAAACUGACACGAGCGUGAAGAACACCGUGGAAACCGUGAACGAGUGUUUGAGUUUUGAAAAUGCCCACGACAGUCUGAUACUGGAAGAUUUAGACGAAGAUAACGGUCCAUCGUCCAUUCAUAUAUACAACUCGGGGAACAGCUUUGACGGAGAAGACAUGCUGAUUGUCGACACUGUAACUAAUGAGGCCAAGAUCGUCGACAGAGGUAAACCAAGGAGCCACUUGGCCUUUAUCAACGAUCAAGAGGAACAACCGGAGACGAAAGAAAUUCUCCUGAUCGGUUACGAGGAGUCGGACGACGUGGCUCCCGAGUCCAUUCCGUCCGUGGGAGGAUCUCGGUUUGAUGAGAUGCGCCACCGCGAGGAGUUCCUGAGAAACAAUCCAUCUUGGGAGAAGCCGGGAAACAUUAAGUUGGAAGACUAUGAGGGAGAUAGUGAGUCUAGACCCGAGGUAGAGUUUGUUGUGUCAGACUUACCCCCAGACUCCCCACAAGGCAUACAAGUUCCUCAUUACCAUUCAUAUUUCACCUCCGCCCUCAGCACCAUAUCACACCCUAAUGCUAGUAUUGAGGAACCUCCAAUCUUUGAACAGGUAGAACACAUUUCUCUUCCAUAUGACGUCAAUUACCCAUCAGCGGGGGAACAUUUACAUAGUUUAGAGGAUUUUGGUGAGCAGGACGGUAGUUUGGAGAAUCAGGUUAGUGGCGGCACCAAAGAAGAAGCUAAAAUAAGUGAAAUUGAAGACGACGACGAUGCCCCAAUAAAGCUCAACUUCCUGGGCCGACUUUAUUCCGACGAAUCUGUGGAAAAAGACGAGGAGAAGAGUUUGAAGUCGUGUGAGUCGAGGGAAGCGACUCUUCUCUCCGACUCGGACGAGGAAGAAGGCAAUGAUGAACAACAAGUUGCCCGCCCCAAGACGCCAGAACCGAAUGACAUCAACCAAAUGACUUCCUCAGAAUUUUUAGCUUCACAGAGUUACCAGAUCACCGACCACGAAGAAGUUGAGGAACAGAUCGAAGCGGAGAGAGAAUAUGAAGACGACUCUGAAGACGACGAAUACAGUCCGAGCCAAAGUCCUCGCAAGAUGGACCGCGUGGAGCUACAGGCAACGCAAGACCCCCGCUACACGCCCGAUUGGGAGAGCGACACGGACAGCGACGAAGACAGUUCUUCAACCAGUGGGGAGUUUAUGUGGAGGCAAGAGGAGGAAGAAAAAGAGAAGAGUAAAGAAGAUGUAGAGAAACAGGAAGAGCCCGGGGAACAGUGCCAACAGUCCAGUUAUGUAUUGGAUGUUAUUGAGGAAGAGCCUGAAGAUGACAUGGAGGAGGAGGAGGGAGAGUUCUCAGAAGACUCCGAGAGUGGGGAGGAGGAAUUCACUCCAUCCAAGUGGAACUCUGAUCUGACUCCCUCUCACUCACUCCUCAAGAGUCCACAGAACAGAUCCAGCCUCAAGAAAAAAGUUCGCUGGAAACGUCAACGUCAUCACAGAGUGUACGAGUAUCCCCCAGAGCCGCGGUCGUGGGAGCCAACACCCACAGAACCUCACCAGCGGCGCUCCUGGGGACGCUCCUCGCUAGACUACCUCAGCCUUGCAGAAACCUCAAGCAGACAAGGUAGGGCAGCAGACUGGGACCUCGGAGCAGAUGAAUUUAUAGCAGACGAUGGUGGAGACAUGGAAGAUUAUGUGUACCGCAAGCCCAGUCGUCCUGCUCCCCCGCCCCCAAUUUACACUCUGGGGUCUGUUGCCUACGAUGAUGCUCCUGAAGGAUUUCUCGUAGACAAUGGAGAAUUUUUCAUCCGGUCAUCAGGUUCACCCUUCACAUUCACGAGCUCGUCAUUCUCUGCAUCAGACUUUUUCCCAGGAAGUCACUCUGCUUCCGACUACGACGUCAUCUUUGGUGGCCCCGCCCAGACUCCCGGUUUCUCUGAUGCUUUAACAAGUAAUUCAGUGGAUCAUAUAGGAAGUGAAAGUGAUGUGAUGCAAGAAGAUGAACAAAGACUUAACAGAUCUGGUGCAGAAGGUCACACUUUAACUGCUGAUAUUGGUCUCAUUAACCCAAGUUACCCAAUAACAGAGGAAAGUGAACAGUUAUCCUCAUCUGGCACUGGUCUUGGCCAGCUCAGACAUACCAGAGAUAAGCUACGGCUAGAAAUACCUACAAUAUCUCUGGCAGGUGAUGCUGCCAAAAGCACAACAGUUACACUUGAAAAUGGUGAAAGUGGAUUAGAAAAAUAUAAUGGCCAGAGUUUUUCAAGUAUAAACCUUAAACGAACUGAACCAGAAGUGAGUGAAGUUUGAGUUAAAUUAAACUUAGAAUAUAAUUGUUAACACAAACUGAAACUACGCUUAAGACUGUAUCAUAAAGUUUAGUGCAUAUAACUCUUGUAUUUAUAUCUCAGGACAUUGAAAUGAAAAAAUAGUACAGUACUGUAUAGAUGUUACAGACACAUGUACUGUAAAACAAUGAGUGGCAUACCAUACAGUCUAACACUUCUCUGUCAUUCUCGUGUAAGUUGGAUCAAGAGGUACAGAAACCCAGAAGAAAAUGAUAAAUAAUCGUAGUGUUACAAGACAAGUGUAGAAAGUACCAGGUGUACUGUAGUCAAUAUAGAGAUAUAGUAAGGUUAUGUCAGGUACUGUACUGAUAACUAUAUGGUACAUACCUGAUCAAUCACUGCUUUAAUUUGUAAGAGAAAAUGCUUUUUUUACUGUACAAUCACUUCAUUCAUAUCACACAGAACUCUGCAUUUGAAUCAGAUAAGCAAAUCUUGCACAUGAAUGAAACAUUUUUCUGAGUAUUUUUUAAACAUGCCGAGUGAAACUCGCUUUGUUAGCCGACUGAGAACUUUUAUAGACAAGAAAAAACAAUAUUGUCUGGGUGUUGAAUAGGAAAUUGUUGGCAUGUUGUCUGGUCCUGAUAUUUACCUCACAAUGGAAGAGAAUGACAUACCCGGUAUGACCUGGAUGUACUAGUGUUAAAACAUUAUUUUCAGUGAUAUCAAAUAUGAUAUAGUGUGUCAUGAAGUACAUACUGUAAAUACCUUUACCAAAAAUAUGGAAGAUUUAUAAAUACUGUAUAAAGUGGUGAUAAAAGAGUGACUUUAUCAUCAGUUUUAAACAAGGAAGCAGAUUUUUUUUCCCCAAAAUAUAAUUAAAAUUGGCCUUACAAUAAUGCUGCCGAGGUUUAGAACUGGUGGUGAGUCACGCACAAAGCACACCCAGUGCCUCUAAUGUGUCUUAGGAAAACAAUGCUGCCGUCCACAAUGCCUGUUGUAUAUUUCUCUUAAGCAUUGUAAUAACAUGUGCUUCAAUAUGCAAUUCUUAGAAUCAUGGAAGUGAUUUAUUUCAAUAAUGAAUGGAGGAAUAAUUAAGCAGGCAUGUAUUUUACUGUACAGUACAGUACUCCAAAGUACCGGUACAUCAAAUGUAUAUGCCAUGUAACUUUGGUUGUAUUAAAAUGAGUUUAACUUUAUAAUUUAUUAUUAAUUAGUAAGCUGUUACAUCAAUCACAUUAUAAUGUAUUUCUUUGUAAAAUAAUAUUUUUUUCAUUUAAAAGUUUGGCCUUGAGGAAACUUUAGUUAGUUAUAUGUAUAUAAUACACAAAGUAUCAAAAGACAGGCAGUAGUUCACAUAACUUAGUUCCCAGCAAUGUCCAGAUAUUUGUCCACCAGGUAAUAAGAAUUGGGGGUUUAAUUUAGGGUUCCCUUUUCCCAGACCAGGAACCUUACCUAGCCUAAAGUAACCUAACCACAUCUACAGUUUUAACAGCAGUACAGUAAUUAGACCCAUAUACAGGAAUUAGUUUGACCCUCGUAAAUUCGUCUUGAAUGAUGUCAAAUCAUAAUUUUUUUGGACUUAAGGGUUGAACUGUCUGCUAUUUUGAUAGUUCUCCAUCCCAAUGCUUUAAUUUUCAUAAAUCCUGAUAGCUUGGUAGUUACUGCUACUUAACAUUUACUGGAUAUGCCAUAUUGGUAAUACCAGCACAUGGACCAUGUGAGUUGUCUGGAUUUUAUUUGCCUAAAUAAUUACUUUAAUAUUUUGUGCAAAUUGUUUAGGAAUUUGUCAAAAUCUAGAUACGGUAUGUUGAUAUUAGGGUGUGGUUUGGACAGGUUUAAUAGAAUUUAAUUGAAAACUAGCAUUUGUGAAAUCUUGCUGUACAGGAGCCAACGUACCUCCAUCUAUGCUUCUGACUGUUAAAGUACGUCAUGCAACAGACAUUUUUUUUUAUGAACAUAAAAGAUUAUAUAGAGAUUAUCCUUAUAUUGUACCUCACCUGUUGUAAGUCAUAGUAAAUAUAUUGUAAAUAUCCAUUCCUCUGUUAGAGUCUAAAUCAAAGUGCUAUGAAUUUCUAUUUAUUGCAGCAAUUGAAAAAUACUUUACAGGUAAAUUAUCAGUGGUAGUUUUUUUUACAGAAAAGUUUAAUAUGCAGAUUGUUUAAACUACAGUAGUUGUGUUUGGUAAGGCUCUUGAAAUCUGAUGUAUAUAAAUCAAGACAUUGUGAAUUAUAAAUUGUUCACAUAUUUGUACAUUGUUUCAUAUUGUGUAUUUUGUAUUUAUUGUUGUUACUAAAUGCAUAUUAAAGAUAGGAGUGAGGAUUUAUGUGCAAGUAAUAGCCAAUGGAGCCACUACCUCACAUUAUAGUAGUGAGUGACCAGGUACUAGUUGAACGAUACCUGUACAUAUCCUCAGUAACCCCUUAUAAGGUUAAUGCAUUAGGUGAUGGUCAUAGGGGCCAGUCCUUAAAAGCCCCAACUUAACCUAAGCUAUCAAUCAGCUUCAGAUCCUCAGGUGUCCUAAUUCAUAUACACCCAAACCUAACCAAGAUACCUGGGGUCCAGACCUGAGAGUUAUAUUAGGUGAGGUUGGGGCUUAUUUAGAACAGAAAACAAUAUACAUACACUAAUGUAUUUCUCAACCUUAAGUAUGAAACCAAAGCAAAAAUUUUAUAUAACUGCAAUUUGCAUAUAUUUCCAUUCACAGUGUUGCAUGUGCACCAAUGGUAAAUAUUUUUGUAAAUCCAUUUUAUUAUUAUUCCUCUCCUACUUUUGUUGUGGGGGAGGACCAGGGUACAGAAAUCUCAAAGAAUAAGGGGGGGGUAAUUAGGGCAGACUGGCAGAAAACAAGUGGUGUAGUAAGUGACACGGAAGGAACGAGACAACGCUGGAAUCAUUUACAUCCCCACCUGCAAAUCCUUAACCUCUACAUCAGUUCAUUGUAAACCAUACCAGAUAUUUACCCCACAUUUGUCCACUAUUUCUCAAGUUUCAAGAAUUCAUAGACUUCCUGUCUUCCCCAUCACUUUUAUUUCUUAACUGAUAUAAAUGGUUGUGCUGGAGACUGCUUUGUCCACUCUACAUUGUGAGGCCUGGCAUUGUUUAUUGAAAUUUAGUGAUGCUGUAGCUUUAGUAAUGAAAGAUUAAAAAAAAAAAAAAAAAACAUUAAAAAAAAAUAUGUGCUGAAAACUAGUAAAAGUUGUCACCCAAAUCUGGAUCUUUUUGUACUGUAUUUGAUUAUUCUCAUGAGCGUGUAAAAUUAUCUUUGUAUCAAACACUGUUGCCCUAAACUAUAGUAAUAAUUUAGGGUUCUCAAAUGAAAAAAAUGACCCUGUAGAUGAUGACACUGAGCUCUCUGGUGUAAAUACUAAAAUAAAACAUUGAAAUCAGACCUAACAUGAUGGGAGAUAUAUAUAUAUAUAGUGUACUUGUGAAUGAAGUUAGAUAAUAGUUGAACUUUUAACUAUAAAUUUUCAUGAGACUUCAAGAUGAUAUCAGAUUUACUUUCAAAUUUCAUUACAUACAUUUUUAUAAGUACAGUAUAGCUAAUUGUUAUGUACCCGGCAUCACCCUGUACUACUAUAGGUGCCACCAAGUUGUAACAUUAUUUUUAUGCUCGGUGAACAUCUUUGUGGUCUUAUGUAAAGUAAUUUAUCCAUAUCAGUACAACAUAAUGACAACAGACACGAAGGUGUUCACUGAUCCCCACAAGAGGUACAUCUCCAUGAUCAUUAUUUUGUUCUCACUCAACAUUCCACUUACAAUCUAGUCCUUCAGGUGAGGUACAAGGUCCCUCAAGUGAGUUACAAGAUCUCUAGUGAGGAAUGAGAUUCCUCAGGUGAGGUGCAAAGUUCCUCAGUGAGGUACCAGGUACAGGACUUCAGACAUGACCCCAGGUACCUCAUAUGAGGCACCAGCUUGUGACACAUAUCUUUUGUGAUCUGACAUCUAGCAUUUGUGUGCAUAGAUAUUAGUAUACAUAUUAUGUAUUUUAUUUACCACAAAAAUUCUAAUAAAAUAUACUAAGAUUCACAAAUAUGGUAAGGUGGUUGUGUAUAUUUAUUUGCUGUCCAGUACAGUAUUCUGGUGUAAAUGUUUCGGAAUUAAACUCACCAAAAUAA
This is a messenger RNA of Homarus americanus (American lobster), 12304 nucleotides long. RefSeq lists its product as uncharacterized. The coding region runs from base 427 to 8208 and encodes 2593 amino acids. The transcript has 21 exons. Gene Ontology annotation, molecular function: protein kinase activity; ATP binding. NCBI's taxonomy places the organism in Eukaryota, Metazoa, Arthropoda, Malacostraca, Decapoda, Nephropidae. Gene Ontology annotation, biological process: protein phosphorylation. The record is from RefSeq and is a predicted model, not a curated record.